Messenger RNA from Perca fluviatilis (European perch), 1443 nucleotides. RefSeq lists its product as uncharacterized. Gene Ontology annotation, biological process: positive regulation of isotype switching; positive regulation of double-strand break repair via nonhomologous end joining; negative regulation of double-strand break repair via homologous recombination. The record is from RefSeq and is a predicted model, not a curated record. NCBI's taxonomy places the organism in Eukaryota, Metazoa, Chordata, Actinopteri, Perciformes, Percidae. The transcript has 3 exons. The coding region runs from base 208 to 1029 and encodes 273 amino acids.
GUUUCCGGGAAGCGCACAACACAGAAUUGGGAUACAGCUUGUUAGUUGAUUGGAACUUUACUCCUUGGCUGUUGAGAGAGAACCACAAACGGCUGAUUUAAAGACUCCUGCCGUGUUCCCAUCAUUCAUUGCAUUGUCUAGCUAAAUCAACCUCAUCAUGAGGAGGAAGAUGAGGAGGAGCGUGGUGCAGUCAGUCAUUUGAUCUGUAUGGAUGAUGUGGUUCUGCACUAUCAGCCUGGAUCAGCUGCUGGGUUCAGCUGUCUGUUAGAGAGGACAGAGAAGCUUCUGGUGACUUUCCCCUGCCGGACACCUCAAGUCUUCAGCCCCUGGUCCCCCAGCGCCGCAGACCGCCACCUGCCCAUCAGACCGGCCAAACCAGCUCCCAUCAUCACAUGCUCACGGGAUUUACUCGUCUCUGACAGCAGGACACACACUGACACAGCACAAAUCCAACUGCAAGAACCUGAAGUUGACAGUCUUAUUGCUGAAAGACCUCAUAACCAACCAUCAACACCAGCUGAAAAUCCACAAGAACCUAAAGAUGCCUCCUGCGUUUCAGAGACCCAAAACCCUCUCCUCCCAGAGAGAGAGGUCACCAGACUGCCUCCUAAAAAACACAAAGGCAAAGACGGCUUUCCUGUCACUGACUCGCCGGUCAAACGGUCCUGGAGCAUCUUUACACAUAAAGGAGUUCUGCUGCAGAGCUCCCAGUCGCUGUCCAAGCAGUUCCGUAACAUGGUGUCGACCCACAGGCUCCACCUCCACCAGAGGGCCAAAUGGGUGAUCUGUCAGCACAACUGUGGGGCGGCCAGAGACAUUGAACAGGUGUGGCGGGCUCUGAGCCGGGCCAUGCAGAGCUCCAGGCUGCAGACGUGUAACGCCAACAUCCAGAGGGAGCGUGCGGAGAUCUGGGUGUUUUGUGACGUUAUCCAGUCCGAGCAGGUGGGACGUGUCCUAAAGGGUGAGCUGCAGCUGUCGGGGAGGAUCUGCCUGUCGGUUCACAGACUGGGAAACAUCUUCAGCAUGUAGCGCAUGAGCAUCAGCUGGAACAGUAUGAUCAAUACAAAGAAGGCCCAGAAUCAAAUAUGACAAACAUGUUUACAGGUCCAGAUGUUAUGAUCACACUAAGAUGUCUCCAUUAUUAGAGGACAAACAUGCAGUCUUGAUUGUUUACUAAUUUACUUGAUAUUUUAUCCCAUCUUGGGGAAACUAUGAAUACUACUGAUGUUAGUGAUCACAUUACCUUUUUCCUCUAAUGCAGUGCUUCUGAACUACUGGGCCAUACACUGGUGCCAGGCUGUGAGGAAUAUUUGACCACUGGUUUCUAAAACCAGGAUAUGGUGUUUACAUGUGUAUAUAUAAAUUUGAGAACAGAUGCUUAUGAUAGUAUUUUUAUAUUGAUUGUCUCGCUAAUGUAAAUAAAGAUAUAAUGGUUUAAAUACA